GGGUGGGCAGUUUCCUCCUGGAGCCAUGGUCUGCAAUGCCAGCAUUCCUGGUCACUCUACCUUCCUCCUCACUGGCUUUCCGGGCCUGGCGGCCUCCCAUCAUUGGGUUUCCAUUCCCAUCAACCUCAUCUGUGUGGUUUCCAUCCUGGGCAACAGCAUCGUCCUCUUCUUGAUCCGCACGGAUCCAGCCUUACACGAACCCAUGUACAUCUUCCUGUCCAUGCUGGCAGCCUCUGAUCUGGGCCUCUGCGCCUCCACCCUCCCCACCAUGGUGCGGCUCUUCUGGCUGGGUACCCGGGAGCUGCCCUUCGACUUCUGUGCAGCGCAGAUGUUCUUCAUCCACGCUUUCACCUAUGUGGAAUCUGGGGUGCUCCUGGCCAUGGCCUUUGAUCGCUUCGUUGCCAUCCGGGAUCCUCUGCACUAUGCUACAAUCCUUCCCCACUCGGCAGUGGCCAAAGUGGGGGCUGCCAUUCUGGUACGGGCCAUCUUGCUCAACCUCCCCGGGCCCAUCCUUCUGCGGCGCCUGCUCUUUCCUCAGAUCAGUACCCUCUCCCACUGCUACUGCCUGCACUGUGACCUUGUGGGACUGGCCUGCUCAGACACCCAGAUCAACAGCUUGGUUGGCCUGGUCUCCAUACUUCUGUCGCUGGGCCUCGACUCCUCCCUCAUCAUGCUGUCCUACGCUCUGAUUCUCCGGACUGUGCUGGGCAUCGCAACACCUGGGGAACGGCUCAAGGCUCUCAACACGUGUGUUUCACACCUCUGCAUUGUUCUUAUCUUUUAUUUGCCCAAGUUGGGGCUGUCCGUGCUGCACAGAGUGGAGAAACACAGCUACCCGGCUCUGGCAGUGCUCAUGGCCAACCUGCACUUCCUGGUGCCACCCUUCAUGAACCCUGUCGUCUACAGCAUCAAGUCCAAGCAGAUCCGUCAGGCCUUCUCAAAGCGUUUCCAGCAGAAGAGGGUUGAGGCUUCCUAGGGCAGAAGGACCCA
This is a messenger RNA of Meriones unguiculatus (Mongolian gerbil), 990 nucleotides long. Its product is annotated as olfactory receptor 51G2-like. The transcript has a single exon. NCBI's taxonomy places the organism in Eukaryota, Metazoa, Chordata, Mammalia, Rodentia, Muridae. Gene Ontology annotation, biological process: G protein-coupled receptor signaling pathway. Gene Ontology annotation, cellular component: membrane. The record is from RefSeq and is a predicted model, not a curated record. Gene Ontology annotation, molecular function: G protein-coupled receptor activity; olfactory receptor activity. Bases 26 to 976 code for a protein of 316 amino acids.